UUAAGCAGCCUUGGGUUCUCCAAGGGUGGUGUCACUCCUCAAACUACCCAAUAUGGAGGCCUUAGGCCGCUCCCUACCCUUCCUCUUCCUCCUCCUUUUCUCCUCAUCCCUUAUCUUUUCAUCAUCAGCCCUCUCCGAUGCCGAAGCAGCCUUCAUCGCUCAUCGCCAGCUACUUACUCUUCGAGAGAAUGGGGACCUCCCUGACGAUUUCGAAUUUGACAUCAAGAUUGGCGUCCGCAUUGCCAACCCUCGCCUUCGCCGCGCCUACAUCGCCCUCCAAGCAUGGAAGAAAGCCAUCUACUCUGACCCCCUCAAUUUCACCGGCAAUUGGGUCGGCCCCGAAGUGUGCACCUAUAAUGGUGUCUUCUGCUCCAAGGCCCUUGAUGAUCCUAAUGUCACCGUUGUCGCUGGUGUCGACCUCAAUGGUGCCGACAUUGCUGGCUAUCUUCCUGUCGAGCUUGGCCUCCUCAAUGACAUUGCCAUCUUCCAUAUCAACUCCAACCGUUUCUGUGGCGUCAUCCCAAAGAGCUUCUCCCGCCUCGCUCUCCUCCACGAGCUCGAUGUAAGCAACAAUCGCUUUGUCGGGUCCUUCCCCAUGGUUGUCAUUGGCCUACCCAAUCUCAAGUACCUUGAUCUUAGGUUCAAUGACUUUGAGGGCCCCAUCCCAUCAGAGCUCUUCGAUAAGGAGCUCGAUGCCAUCUUCCUCAAUGACAACCGUUUCAACUCCCAUAUCCCUGAAAACUUCGGUAACUCGACAGCCUCCGUCAUCGUCCUCGCCAACAACAAGCUUGGAGGGUGUAUUCCAACUAGUGUUGGAAGAAUGGGAGCUACCCUCAAUGAAAUAGUCUUGAUGAAUAAUGGGCUGGUUGGCUGCUUACCAUGGGAGAUUGGAUCAUUGGGCAAUGCAACAGUGUUCGAUGCUAGCUGGAACUCAUUAAUUGGAGUGUUGCCCAAGAGCUUUGUCGGGUUGACCAAAGUUGAGGCAUUAGAUUUUUCGCACAACAUCCUCACUGGCAUCGUACCAGAGAGUCUUUGUCGACUACCAAGCCUCAUCAACCUUACGUUCUCAUAUAAUUUUUUCAAAGGUGAGGCUAAGGAGUGCAUGCCAGGAGCAAGAUCGGAUAUUGUGUUUGACGACAUCAACAAUUGCCUUCCAAAGAGGCCAAAGCAAAAAUCUGCAAGGAUGUGUGCACCAAUUGUGAAUCGUCCAGUGGAUUGUAACCGAUUUAAGUGUAGAGCUUCUCCCAGCAUCCCCUCAAAGCCAUCACCAUCUCCGAAGCCGACGAAGCCAUCUCCAUCUCCGAAGCCUGUGAAGCCAUCGCCAUCUCCGAAGCCAGUGAAGCCAUCGGCUCCAAAGCCAAUGACACCAACACAUCCAUCUGUUCAUUCACCACCACCAGUUCAGUCAUCACCUCCACCAUCUCCAACAACAGUGCACUCACCUCCACCUCCACAAGAAAAGGAAAUAGUUGUCCCCCCAGUAUACUUCCCACCACCAGUUCAAUCACCACCCUCACCAUCUCCAGUGCACUCACCUCCACCUCCAUCACCAAGUGACACUCCUAUAGCUCCAUUGCAUUCUCCUCCGCCACCGCCUUUGGUGUUCUCACCACCACCACCACAAUCCACGGAGGCACCUGAUACACGUGUUCACUCACCACCACCGCCGACUCAAUCUCUUCCCCCUCCAACACCAAUAAGCUCACCACCACUACCAGUGUAUUCCCAACCUCCUCCAGUACACUCAGCACCCUCUCCAAUAGCCCAGUCUCCACCUCCUCCAAUCUUCUCACCACCUCCUCCGAUGAACUCACCACCCCCACCUAAUGUCCCUUCCCCACCUCCUCCAAUGAGUUCACCACCCCCACCAAUUGUUGUCCAAUCACCACCACCUCCACCUGUCCAAUCACCACCUCCACCUGUCCACUCACCACCGCCACCCAUCUUCUCACCACCCCCUCCAAUUCACUCACCACCCCCACCAGUGGUCCAUUCUCCCCCACCUCCAAUCCAGUCACCACCGCCACCUAUCUUCUCACCACCCCCUCCAGUUCACUCACCACCCCCACCAGUGGUCCAUUCUCCCCCACCUCCAAUCCAGUCACCACCGCCACCUAUCUUCUCACCACCUCCUCCAGUUCACUCACCACCCCCACCAGUGGUCCAUUCUCCCCCACCUCCGAUCCACUCACCACCGCCGCCACUAGCAUCUCCUCCACCACCGAUGCAUUCACCCCCACCACCAGUUGCUUCUCCACCACCAUCACCUAUCUUCUCCCCACCACCACCUGUCUUCUCUCCUCCUGCACCAGUCUCCUCACCUCCACCACCACCAAUUUCAUCUCCUCCACCGCCUCAAGAUGACUUCAUCCUUCCACCAAUUAGUGGAACAAGCUAUGCAUCACCGCCUCCACCAAUCUACGCAGGCUAUAACUAGAUUUAGUUAGCCCUCUGUUCUCUGAGAACCACAACUUCUCUUAGCAAAUUGUUACGAGAAAGCAAUCUCCCACAAUUUGUCAUAUUAUAACGGAGCACUUGGUUUUUACUUUUUUAUAUAUGGCCAUUCAAAGGAGGGGGCAGGGCAAGGCAACAACUUGUAAAUCUAUCAUUUCUUUGUUAAAUGAAUCUUAUUUAAAUGUUCAUAUUUA
Phoenix dactylifera (date palm) is the source of this 2648-nucleotide messenger RNA. The record is from RefSeq and is a predicted model, not a curated record. Lineage: Eukaryota; Viridiplantae; Streptophyta; Magnoliopsida; Arecales; Arecaceae.